Dioszegia hungarica is the source of this 981-nucleotide messenger RNA. RefSeq lists its product as uncharacterized. The transcript has 2 exons. The coding region runs from base 1 to 981 and encodes 326 amino acids. The record is from RefSeq and is a predicted model, not a curated record. Lineage: Eukaryota; Fungi; Basidiomycota; Tremellomycetes; Tremellales; Bulleribasidiaceae.
AUGCCAGAAUUCGUUACGAACGCUGCAGAUGUGACGGAGGAGUCGAACUCGCUUUCGACUAUGCCGACAGAGCUCCGCAUUUAUUGCCUCACCGACCCCGCUCUGACGGGCUUUGGCACCACCCUGAGGCUCGUCUCAAGCGACUUUCGAGCUCUCAUCGACGAUCAAGCGCGCAGACAGCUCCAUCAGCGGAAGCAAGCGAGACUGUCACCGUCUGUCGCUUCGCUGGACCACCUGAAAUCCCUCGGAGAACUCCCCAAGAAACUCAAGAUGCUUGUCGCUCUGUCCCGCUGCGAACACGGGCUGAGUUGCGCUUGUGGUGGUGAGGACGUCGAAAUCGCGACAUCGGGCGACGAGAGUGACCCAUACAUGCUCGGGAGUGGACAUCAUCAUACGGCAUACUCUCACGGAAUCGACGCAGAAGACGACAUCGAGCUUCAGCCGACCAUUCACAAUUGCGCAGCAUUCGCCACCGGACUCUCUGACUAUCUCGGUCCUACAGAGAUCGAGGACUUCAUAGUCCACUACCAUGUCCCUCGAGGCCUCGGAUACGUGUCCCCCGAGAAGAUCUUCACCUCAUGUCACCUCCCAGACACGAUCCAGGCGUCUCGGACCAUCCAGACGUGGGGCUGGCAGGGUAGUGCUUCUCCAGCUUACUUCCUCGUGCGAGAGAUGCGGCCGCUCACCGAAGAUGGGCAGACGGACGUGACCGGCCUGCCUCGGGUCAUCGCCCUUGGUAUGCUCCUUGACGACGAUGAAGCUGAUCGGGGCGUCCGGAACCAACUCAAUGCGUUCAACCUUGCUUUGACGGAAGGCUACCCUGGCGGCCAGCUUGGAAUGAAUGGGCCACCCAUCCACUUUGUGGUCCCGGACGUCCACGCGGACAUUCCCGCUGUACACACACCCAGAGGCUGCCAGGUCAUGACUCCUGAGACUUUCAAGAACACUGAAACCGGGCGCUUCCUGGGCAGGCUUCAGUAG